Molecule: messenger RNA, 1320 nt
Organism: Naegleria lovaniensis
Lineage: Eukaryota; Heterolobosea; Eutetramitea; Acrasida; Naegleriidae
Exons: 1
Coding region: 1-1320 (439 amino acids)
Biological process (GO): translation; translational elongation
Molecular function (GO): GTPase activity; translation elongation factor activity; GTP binding
Source: RefSeq, a predicted model, not a curated record
AUGGGUAAAGAGAAGGAACAUAUUAACGUUGUCGUCAUUGGUCACGUCGAUUCUGGCAAGUCCACCACCACUGGACAUUUGAUCUACAAGUGCGGUGGUAUCGAUAAGAGAACCAUUGAAAAGUUCGAAAAGGAGGCCCAAGAAAUGGGUAAGGGUUCCUUCAAGUAUGCUUGGGUUUUGGACAAGUUGAAGGCUGAAAGAGAAAGAGGUAUUACCAUUGAUAUUGCCUUGUGGAAAUUCGAAUCCAAGAACUUUGUCUUUACCAUUAUUGAUGCUCCAGGACACAGAGAUUUCAUCAAGAACAUGAUUACUGGUACUUCUCAAGCUGAUGUUGCCAUCUUGGUCAUUGACUCUACAACUGGUGGUUUCGAAGCUGGUAUCUCCAAGGAUGGUCAAACCAGAGAACAUGCCUUGUUGGCCAAGACUUUGGGUAUCCAACAAUUGAUCGUCUGUAUGAACAAGUUUGAUGAUAAGACUGUCAAUUACAAUCAAGCCAGAUACGAUGAAAUCAAGAAGGAAGUUGCUGACUACUUGAAGAAGUUGGGUUACAAGGUUGAUGAUAUUCCAUUCGUCCCAAUCUCUGGUUGGACUGGUGAUAACAUGAUUGAAAAGUCUGACAAGAUGCCAUGGUACAAGGGAAAGUGUUUGUUGGACACUUUGGAUGACUUGAAGCCACCAGUCAGACCUGUUGAUAAGCCACUCAGAUUGCCACUCCAAGACGUUUACAAGAUUGGUGGUAUUGGUACUGUCCCAGUCGGUAGAGUUGAAACUGGUGUCUUGAGACCAGGAAUGGUUGUUCACUUUGCUCCAGGUCAAGCUGCAGAUUCUGAAGUCAAGUCUGUUGAAAUGCACCACCAAUCUGUCCCAGAAGCUAAGCCAGGUGACAAUGUUGGUUUCAACGUUAAGGGGUUGUCCACAACUGAUAUCAAGAGAGGUUAUGUUGCUUCUGACUCUAAGAACGACCCAGCUAAGGAAACAGCCUCAUUCGAAGCUCAAGUUAUCAUUAUGAACCACCCUGGUGAAAUUAGAAACGGAUAUACUCCAGUUUUGGAUUGUCACACUUCUCACAUUGCUUGUAAAUUCGAAAAGUUGAUGGCUUUGAUUGAUAAGAGAACUAACCAAACUGUUGAAGAGAACCCAGAAAAGAUUAAGAGAGGUGAAUCUGCUAUGGUUAAGUGUGUUCCAACCAAGCCAAUGUGUGUUGAAGCUUACACUGAUUAUCCACCUUUGGGAAGAUUCGCUGUCAGAGACAUGAGACAAACUGUUGCUGUCGGUAUCAUCAAGAAGGUUGAGAAGAAGGAAAUUUCUGCAAAGAAGUAA